CUCACCUGGAGAGGAAGGAAAAGGGCUGGGGCCAGUGAGUGCCAGGUGCCUCCCUUCUGCUCCCCAGCUCCGCUCUUCCCUCUACGUGCUGGAGCCAAAAGCAGACCACUCUGGCAAGCCUGCCCUGCCACAGGGUGGGCCAAGCCCUCAGUGCCACGGCCAUGGGGCCACAAGGCCUGAGUUGCUGCCACCCUGCUCCUUCUGCAAUGUGGUGCUAAGCCAGCUGCACUGCAUGGGGGCACGGGACACCAGGGAACAGGGUGGACGCAGGCCCCAGGGGACAGCUGGUAACGCUGCAUCAGGGUCCCAGGCGCUGGCCCAUGGAGGGUCGCUGUAGGGGGGGGAGUGUUGGCAGCGGAAUGGCGCAGGCUCCCGUUGCAGGGCCCAGUGAGAGACACCAACUGAUCUCCCACUCCCCUGCCGAGGGGCUGCUCCUAGAGCACACAUACACAGGCCUGUCAUCACACACACAGCAACCUGUCAUAGCACAUGCGUACAUGUGUCAUUGCACCCACACGCACCAACCUGUUAUUACAAAUGCAGCCACCUCUCAUUGCACAUGCCGGCACCUAUCUCAUAGCACAAGUACACAUGCACCUCCGCUAUUGCAUACACCUGCACCCACCUGUUGUUGCACAAUCCUGCAUGCACAUCUGUCAUGGCACACACCUGUCAUUGCACACACACACACACACACACACACACGCACCCACGUGUCAUUGCACAGAUAUCAUUGCAUACGUACACACACAGCUGUUAUUGCAUAUGCACACAUGUAAACAUGCAACUACCUGCCAUUAUACACCCAUGCACAUGUGUCAUCGCACACAUGCACAUACACAUGUCUGUCAUUACACACACCUGUCAUUACACGUGUCAGAUAUUUGUCAUUACACAUGUACACACACACACACACCUGUUAUUGCAUACACAUGCAUGUCAUUGCAAAUAUCUGUCAUUACAUACACGUCAUUGCAUAUAGACACACACACACACACACGUCUGUCAUUACACAUGUGCAUACACCUGUCAUUAUACACACACAUGCACAUGCACCCACCUGUCUGUGCAAGCACCCACGCACAUGUCAUCACACACACAUCCAACUAUCAUUGGACAUGCACACACACAACCACAUAUUUGCUAUUGCACACACACCCAUCUGUCAUUGCCUAUGAGCACAAGUGUCAUCACACAAGUACACACUGUCAUUGCACAUGCACUCACAUUGUUAUUGCAUAUGUACAUACAUGCCUGUUAUUGCACAGACACAUUGCACAUGUACACAUCUGUCAUUGCACACGUGCACCCACUUGUCAUUACACACAACCACCUUCACACACACAAACACCUGUCAUUACAUGCGCACACAUCAUACAUACACACACACACACCUGUCAUUAUAGAUGCACGCACAUGAAUCAUUGCACACAUACACACCCACCUGCCUGUCAUUAUACACAUGUACACGUCAUCACACACGAGCACACACAUCUGUCAUUAUAGACACAGCUCAGUGCACACACACACCUGUCAUGACACAGUCUCAUUGCACAUGCACACGUUUGUCAUUGCACAUGUGUGUCAUUGCACCUUCACACACAUCUGUCAUUGCACACGGACACAUCCAUCCAUCAUUACACAGGUGCACGUGUCAUAACACGCUCACGUGUCUCAUUGCACACAUGCACAGCCACCUGUCAUUACACACACGUCAUCACACAUGUCUGUUAUGACACACAUAGCUCUCAUUGCACACACGCACGUACCCACACAUCUGUCAAUCCUUUUACAAAGUGCUGGGCAGAUCAGAAGGUUUGGGCUCCCCCCAGGGCAUGUCGCAGGGAAGGCUGGUCCAGUGGUUAGGGUACUGAGCUGGGACCUGGUUCAAGUCCCUCCCUGUAUAGGGUGAC
Molecule: messenger RNA, 1913 nt
Organism: Chrysemys picta bellii (western painted turtle)
Lineage: Eukaryota; Metazoa; Chordata; Testudines; Emydidae
Source: RefSeq, a predicted model, not a curated record